Molecule: messenger RNA, 2228 nt
Organism: Dipodomys spectabilis (banner-tailed kangaroo rat)
Lineage: Eukaryota; Metazoa; Chordata; Mammalia; Rodentia; Heteromyidae
Gene: Rxfp1
Product: relaxin family peptide receptor 1
Exons: 17
Coding region: 189-2228 (679 amino acids)
Biological process (GO): G protein-coupled receptor signaling pathway
Cellular component (GO): membrane
Molecular function (GO): protein binding; G protein-coupled receptor activity
Source: RefSeq, a predicted model, not a curated record
AAGCAAGUGAGCAAGGUAUCCGGUGCCCCCUGGGCUCCUUUCCCUGCGGGAACAUCACCAAAUGCUUGCCCCAGCUGCUUCACUGCAAUGGUGUGGAUGACUGUGGGAACCAGGCUGAUGAAGACAACUGCGGAGACAAUAACGGAUGGUCUCUGCAACUGGACAAAUAUUUUGCUAAUUAUUACCGAAUGACUUCCCCAUAUCCCUUCAAGGCAGAAACAUCUGAAUGCCUGGUAGGUUCUGUGCCCGUGCGUUGUUUGUGCCAAGGUCUGGAACUGGACUGUGAUGAAGCCAAUUUACGAGCUGUUCCAUCAGUUUCUUCAAAUGUGACUGUAAUGUCACUUCAGUGGAACUUCAUAAGAAAGCUUCCUCCCAAUGGCUUCAAGAAGUACCAUGAUCUCCAGAGACUGUGCCUGCAAAACAAUAAGAUUAGAUCUGUGUCUGUGUACGCUUUCCGAGGACUGCUCCGCCUCACUAAACUGUAUCUCAGUCAUAACAGAAUAACCUUCUUGAAGCCAGGCAUUUUUGAAGACCUUCACAGACUAGAGUGGCUGAUAAUUGAAGAUAAUCACCUCAGCCGAAUUUCUCCAGUAACAUUUUAUGGACUAAAUUCUCUAAUUCUCUUGGUACUGAUGAAUAAUGUCCUCACCCAAUUACCUGAUAAGCCUCUCUGUCAGCACAUGCCCAGGCUGCACUGGCUGGAUUUUGAAGGCAACCAUAUCCAUACUUUAAGAAAUUUGACUUUUAAUUCCUGCAGUAAUUUAACUGUUUUGGUAAUGAGGAAAAAUAAAAUUAACAACCUAAAUGAAAAUACUUUUGCACACCUCCAGAAACUAGAUGAACUGGAUUUAGGAAGUAAUAAGAUUGAAAGUCUUCCGCCACAUCUAUUUAAGGAUCUGAAGGAGCUGUCACAAUUGAAUAUUUCUUAUAAUCCAAUCCAGAGAAUUCAAGCAAAUCAGUUUGAUUAUCUUGUCAAACUAAAGUCUCUCAGCCUAGAAGGAAUUGAAAUUUCUAAUAUCCAACAAAGGAUGUUCAUGCCUCUUAGGAAUCUCUCACACAUAUAUUUUAAGAAAUUUCAGUACUGUGGCUAUGCACCACAUGUUCGCAGCUGUAAACCAAAUACGGACGGAAUUUCAUCUCUUGAGAAUCUUUUGGCAAGCAUUAUCCAAAGAGUGUUUGUCUGGGUUGUAUCUGCUGUUACCUGCUUCGGAAAUAUAUUUGUUAUUUGUAUGAGACCUUAUAUCAGGUCUGAAAACAAGCUGCAUGCUAUGUCAAUCAUUUCUCUCUGCUGUGCUGACUGCCUAAUGGGAAUAUACUUGUUUGUGAUCGGAGCCUUUGACAUCAAGUUCCGGGGAGAAUACAAUAAGCACGCCCAGCUGUGGAUGGAGAGUAGUCCUUGUCAGCUCAUGGGAUCAUUGGCCAUUCUUUCUACAGAAGUAUCAGUUUUACUCUUAACAUUUCUGACAUUGGAAAAGUACAUCUGCAUUGUGUAUCCUUUUAGAUGUUUAAGACCUCGAAAAUGCAGAACCAUUACAGUUCUGAUUCUCAUUUGGAUUAUUGGCUUCAUAGUAGCUUUCAUUCCCCUGAGCAAUAAGGAAUUCUUCAAAAACUACUAUGGCACCAAUGGAGUGUGCUUCCCUCUUCAUUCAGAAGAUACAGAAAGUAUUGGAGCUCAGAUUUAUUCAGUGGCAAUUUUUCUUGGUAUUAACUUGGCAGCCUUUCUCAUCAUCGUUUUCUCCUAUGGAAGCAUGUUUUAUAGUGUUCAUCAAAGCGCCAUAACAGCCACUGAAAUACGGAAUCAAAUUAAAAAAGAGAUGAUCCUUGCCAAGCGGUUUUUCUUUAUCGUAUUUACUGAUGCGCUAUGCUGGAUACCCAUUUUUAUACUGAAAUUUCUUUCACUGCUUCAGGUAGAAAUACCAGGUACCAUUACCUCUUGGGUGGUAAUUUUUGUUCUGCCAAUCAACAGUGCUUUGAACCCAAUUCUCUAUACUCUGACCACAAGACCAUUCAAAGAAAUGAUCCAUCAGAUUUGGUACAACUACAGACAAAGAAGGUCCAUUGACAGCAAAGGAAGUCAGAAAACGCAAGCUCCAUCAUUCAUUUGGGUGGAAAAGUGGCCCAUGCAGGAGAUGCCAUCUGAUUUAGGGAAGCCAGCUGCUUUCACAGACCCCUGUGAAAUGUCACUCAUUUCUCAAUCAGCCAGGUUCAAUUCCCUGUCCUGUCUCUGA